Messenger RNA from Entamoeba invadens IP1, 1281 nucleotides. RefSeq lists its product as hypothetical. The record is from RefSeq and is a predicted model, not a curated record. Lineage: Eukaryota; Evosea; Mastigamoebida; Endamoebidae. The coding region runs from base 1 to 1281 and encodes 426 amino acids. The transcript has a single exon.
AUGUCUAAAUUAGACAAUUACAAUUGUAUGAUUGUUUCACAGUACUUCACAACAAUCAAAGACUUCAUAAAUCUUGAACAGGUGUGCAAAAAGUUCAAUGGUAACAUGGCGAAGUUCCACUACAACCCAAUUCCCUUGACAUUGAAAACAAUCACAUUUUUUGAGUCUCUAGAAACACUUCACAUCUGGCAGUCAAAUGAAGAAAACUUUGGCAAUGACUAUAUGGCACAAGAGAAAAAACGAAUCAAUCAAAAUACACAUUACCACAUUAUGCAACACCCAUUUAAAAAACUGAUCAAAGUCUGUUAUCCGAAAAUGGUCAUGUUAACACCAAGUUAUUGGUUUCCAAAUGCGUCUGUAGCUUUUUACAACAUCAUAGUUUGGCAUCAAGUUGACUAUCAAGUUGUUAUAGACAACAAAGACAAAAAUGUGAUUUUUAAAAAUGUGAAAUUAACAACAAAAAGUGAACAAGAGAGUUGUGGAAAUAUACCCAAAGUAGUGACUGAAGUUGGCAUGCAACUUUUUAAAAACGACAAAAUGACUUUUAUUGAAAUUCCAAAGUAUGUCACUCGAUUAUAUACCUCAGCGUUUGACUCGUGCACUAAUUUAACACGUGUAGUGUUUCCCGACAAUUUGUAUGAAAUUGGCAAUUUCUGUUUUUGUGGGUGCAUUAACCUUGCAGACGUAGUAUUACCUUCACGCCUUAAUAAAAUUGGUAUGGACGCGUUUAGUCAAUGUAAAAUGACAUCCAUUACUAUUCCACAGUUCGUCACUUUAAUACCAAUCAACUGUUUUAAAGAUUGUAAAACGCUCAAAGAAGUCAAAUUACAUAACAAUAUCGUUGGAUUAAAUCAGUUUUGCUUCAGUGGAUGUGUUGAACUGUGCCACAUUGACAUACCAAGUUCGGUUAAAUCAAUUGAUAUUGGCGUGUUUAAAAAUUGUAGAAAACUAAAAAGUGUGACUCUCCCAAGCGAAAUUUGUAUAAUUCAAAAUUUCCUUUUUAAUGGGUGCGACGAGCUCUGUGAAAUUAAAAUAUGCGAGAAAGUACAAAGGUUAGGAACAUAUUGUUUUAAAGAUUGUCGUUCAUUGAAAGAGUUCAGUAUACCAAUCGGAGUCAAAUCGGUCGCAAAUGGUUGUUUCGAAGGAUGUGCAAUGCUCUCUAAAGUCGACAUUUCAUCAACAGUAGAAACAAUUGGAAGAAAUUGUUUUAAAGGGUGUGUGUUAUUACCUUCAAUAACACUGCCGCUCACAGUCAAAUCGUAUGGCCAGUCUAUUAUUUAA